Molecule: messenger RNA, 3713 nt
Organism: Capsicum annuum
Lineage: Eukaryota; Viridiplantae; Streptophyta; Magnoliopsida; Solanales; Solanaceae
Product: COP1-interactive protein 1-like
Exons: 3
Coding region: 259-2919 (886 amino acids)
Molecular function (GO): actin binding
Source: RefSeq, a predicted model, not a curated record
UGUAUUUGUGAUCCUCAUUUUGUUCUUCCUCCUCUUUGACAAAUUUAAAGCUCUUUCCUUUUUCUUGAUUCAAAAUGAAAUAUCUUCAUAUUUUUUCUCCCAAAUUCAAGAAUUGAAAUGAGAAAAAUAGCUUUAAAUAAAAAUCCAGAAAAACAUUUUGCAUGGGUGGGGUAUCUGAACUUUGACGCGAGCAGCGCAGAGGUAGCGGUUAGCUCUGAGUGAUAUUGCUGUUUUGAUAAAAUUCGGUGGCCGGCAGACAUGACGAAGCACAGUUGGAAGGAAUCGAUGAAGGCAUUUGGGUGUCAUACUGAUCCGGAAAAGGAAGAACAGUUGAAAUGGAUAAAAAUAGGUAAUUCUUCGAUCCCAGAACAACGUCGACCCUUUGAAUAUUAUUGGAGAUUGUGGGAUAACGCAUUAGAAGAAAAACGAAGGCAAUAUAAAGCGAAUCUUCAAGCGCAACACAUUUACCCCCAACGAGGUGGAUUUAUGUGGUAUACCGAAUGGCAAUUGGUUCGCAAAAUCGAGAACAAAGUAAAACGGAUUGCGAAGCUAAUCAAGAAGAUAAACCAAGGUAGUAGAGAAGGGAACAUGAGAAGAAGAUCCGAGUUACUUCAACUCGUCGACGAAUUUCAUGAACAGUAUCAGUCCCUCUAUUCGAUGUACGAUAAUCUCAGAGGAGAAGUAAGGAAAAAACUUCACGGAGAACACGAGGGCGAUUCAUCGUCUCAAUCUUCUUCAUCGUGUUUGAAUUCAGAAUCAUAUUUUAGCCCGGGGGAGGGUACAGCGAAAAGUAGCUCAUCGUGUUCGAACUGUGAGCCUCUUGAGGAAGCUAUUCUGAAAGACAAAAUUGUAACUUCAAAUGUUGAAGUGAAGGAAAGUGUCGAAAAUUUCGAUGUGGAGAAUUUCGAGACACCGAUGUCUUAUAGUCGAGGGUCUGAGUCGGGGGAAUUCUUCAAAGACUUGAGGAUUCAAGGUGAAGAGAAGUUGGUAAACGAAUCGAAAUGGUUUCAAGAGAAAGUAAAAGAAAAAGAAGACGAAAUCAUGUAUCUCACUGAUGAUUUUGAGCUUCUCGAGAAGGAACGAUUGUCGCAGAUGAAGGGGUUAGAGGAUCAAGUUGCUAGUAUGAAGCUUGAAUUAGAUAACGUAUGUGUUCGGAAGAGUGAACUCGAAGAGCAACUCAUGUGGAAGUCGAAUAAACUUAAGCGAAUGGAAGAAAGUAACUCGGAGCUGCAAUCUCGCGUGUUAGCACUAGAAGCAGCAUUCAUAGAGAAAGAUGACGUGUUCUCUCGUAUUCUUCAAGACAUCGACGAAAAUCAACUCAAUUCGACGGCUAAAAUGGAUGAUCUUACGGCAAAAUCACAUGCGUUGCAGCAAGAAGUGGACCGUUUAAACGCUGAAAGGCGUGAAUUAGAACAGAAAUUGUUAAAUGAAACCAAGAAUGGAUCACAUUUUCCAGAACUACAGCACGUAAACGGUCCACUGCAGCAAGAAGUGGACCGAUUACGUGCUGAAAGGAAUGAAUUGGAACAGAAGCUGUCACGUAAACUCAACGAAGGAUCGGACCAAGUUAAGUCUCACGAGUUGGAUCUGUCACUCGAAAAGAAGUCUCACGAAGCAUCUGACCGAGUUAAUUAUCUGCAGCAGGAGUUGGAAGCGUUAAGAAGUCAGAAUUCCGCACUAGAGCUGUCACUAAAAGAAAGAACUCGAGAACUAUCCGAAUGUCAUCUUUGGAUAGAAAACAUGAAAGAGGAACUAACGAGCACGAAGCUUAUCACUCACGAGACGGAGGGCUUAAAAUCGGAGGUGAAAUCACUCGUGAAAGAAAAAAGUGACGUCGAAGAGAAGAUAAUGGAUAUGAAUAAAGAAGCGUAUCAUUCGGAGUUGCAGAAAGAGAAGCUGAACGAUAAGAUCAUGGCAUUGGAAACGAAACUAUUAGGAAAAGAAGCAGAAGUCGGAAUUCUUCAAAAGAAACACGAGGCUUACAUGAACGAUAUGUCCACUCAAGGUUCAACGUUGACAGCGCGAAUCAACAGUAUUCAAAAGCAGAUGCAAACAGCGGAAACUGAAAAAUCGAGAUUGCAGUCUCAGCUCAAGAAGGAAAAACAUGAAUUUUCCCAAAGCCUUAUGCAGAUGGAAAAGAAAAAUACCGAACUGACUAUCAAGAUCGCGGAGCAGGAGAAAACUCUCAGAGGGAUGCAAGAUGUUGUAAACAAGUCAAAGGCGGAACACAAGCAAAUGCAGACCGCGUUAGAGGACUCCAAAGUAAAUUUUCGCAAUGCUGAACGAAAACUAGAUGAAAUGACGGAGGAACUACGCAAGAAGUUUGAAGACAGUUUACGAAUCUUGAGCAGAAGGAUCCGCGUGGCAGAACAACUGCAUAUCGAGAGCAAAGAGUGGUACCAAAAAAACAGAAACUCGUACGAGAAAGAGAACAAAGAUCUAAAAGAGAAAAAUGCAAGACAAGAAAUGGGGUUGAAGGGCAUUAAGGAUAUAUCGUUGACAGUAAGCGAUGUAUUAGGUUCGCUAGACGCUGUGGCGCUAAAGUUCGAGGAAUGCACAGCUCAUUUCUUGAAUCGAAUAUCAAAGAAUUCGUGCGAGCUGCAAUUCGUAAAAGAUUGGGUGAUGAGGAAAAAUAAAGCGGUGGCACACGUGAAAGAUGAUUUUGAUUGCUUACUUGCACAAUGUGAUGAUAAAGAAGCUGAGAUAUUGAAGUAUCGAGAGAAAGUUUGGAAGUCGGAGAAUAAAGUCAGGGAACUCGAGAAGAUGAUCAACGACAAAGAGGAAUCAAUGUUGGUUCUCAAGGAGGAAAAACGAGAGGCGAUCAGGCAAUUAUGCGUGUGGAUUGAUUAUCAUCGUAGUCGGUCUGACUACUAUAAAAGGAUCUUGCUAACUGAAUUUGGCCGGAGGAGCGCUCCCUAAGAAUGUUGUAAGCGAAAAAGGCGCUUCCUACUAGGAGUUUCUUUAGUUUCUUCAGCUAUCAGUAACUUUUCCAGCUAGUCCAUUGUCUUCAGAAUCGUGCAGCGCGGGCUGCAUGGAAAGGUGGAACGACGUGUCUAACCAAGAGUUUCUUCAUUCCGACUAAACUUGACGCUCCAUGUCUUUCUUCCAACGACGAAAAGACAUCGAAUUUGCUUAGAUGAAGCCAAGAAGCUCAUGUAGAAGGUUCACAAUCUUGUCCUGAAAAUUGUACACCAUUUUCCUUUUUCUUCAUGUUCUAAAUAGGUUUUUUCUUAUUAGAGUAAAGCAUCCGGUACCCUCCGAACUACGACCAAAUUUGCUACGACACACUCCAACUUCACGAGGGUCCUAUUACCCCUGAUCUAAAUUUUAGCGUACUUUUGUCAACCUGACAUGUCACCUUUAGCUGACGUGGUACCUCUGACGUGGGCCCCAUUUUAUGUAAUAAAGGUGUUACGUCAGCACAAAAGGGUGACAAAAGCACGCUAAAAUUGAGUUCAGGGGGAUAAUAAGACCCCUGAACCCGCUAAAGUUGGAGUGUGUCGUAACAACUUUGGCCAUAUUUCGGUGGGUACUGGAUGCUUAUCAAUAAAAGUGUAUUAGGCACAAAUUUUGUAAGACACUCAAAUAAUUUUGGUGACAAGCUACAAUAGGCCAAGCCAUAUUAUAUAUUAUGAAUUUGUAUUCGAGAAUGAACCAUAUCUCUUGUUGAAAAAAAGAGAUUAUGUUAUAAAAUUCUACUUGUUUGAACAAUU